AUGAUCACGACAGUGACAGCAUACGACAACCUACGACAUCCUGCGACCACACGGACGUCUAACAACGACAACCGAGGUCAACAUACGUUCACCCGCGACAUGAUAACGCAAGCUACGACACUGUCUGCGACAUCUGAAGACAACAGAAGACAAUCUUCAUUUUAUCACCUGUUUCAUUUCUCUGGUGAAGUGGUUGCUUGUCCCAACGCCGGCAAGAUCCCCGCGGGGGAAAUGCAGUCAGCAAUGAAAGUGUCUUCAGAACACACUCCCGGGCGGAGAGGAAGGAAGCCGGGCAGGAAAAGGAGGCAGGAGCUGCUUCAGUCGGCUUUUAAACUGGCUGCUGCCGCCUCUGCUCCAGCCAAAGCAAUCCUCCCGCUGAAAAUACCCAAGAAGAGGGGACCCAAGCCUGGAAGCAAGAGGAAGUCCCGUCUUGCUGCACCAAGCCCACCGCCAGUCUCGCCCACCUUCAGCACCCCAGAGCCCGACACCAGUUCAGUGCCUCAAGACGCAGCGAAUGUCCCCACCUCAGCAAUCUCACAAGCGCUGACAGUUUGCAUAUAUGUCAAGAAACAUGCCUGCCCCGGUCCACACCUGGACAAGAAGAAACUGCAGCAGCUUCCAGACCACUUUGGACCGGCCAGGGCCUCCAUGGUCCUCCAGCAGGCCGUCCAAGCCUGCAUCGACUGCGCAUACCAGCAGAGGGCAGUCUUCUCCUGCCUGAAGCCGGGACAUGGCGGUGAACUCAUCUCAGCUUCCUUCGAUGGGGACCAGCACACACUGAAUCUCCCAGCAGUCCACAGUAUUGGCUUCAUCUUACGCUUCCUGGAGAACCUGUGCCACAGCCUGCACUGUGACAACCUCUUCAGCAGCCAGCCCUUCAGCAUCUACAAUGCAACCUCACAGAUCUCCCUGGACUACGAGAGCGACAGGAUGCAUCCAGAAGCAGAGAUACCGGAGGAUGUUCUCCUGGGGUCGGUGGAGAGCAGAUACGGCGUGGACUCUGCCGAGUGUCCCCUCCACUCCAUGGAGCGCCGCAGUCCCUCCGGGCGCAACGCCGUCGAUCACCGCAGCACCGGCCCGCUGCCCUACGCCUACCGCUCCAGCUACCAGCCCCCCAGCACGCCCCCCUCCGCUGCACCUCGACGCCUCUCACCCAGCACCCCCACCCCCACCAGCUUCUACGACGGCAAGGACCCCAUGAACACAGCUUGCAGUCCUGUCUUGGUGUCUGAGCGUCACACACUUGCCCAGGACUCUGUCCGGUUGUCCACUAGACAUCCCUCCACGUGGAGCGUUGAUGACGUGAUGCGGUUUGUCCGCGAAUCUGACCCUCACGCCCUGGCGCCGCACGCCGACCUUUUCCGAAAACACGAGAUCGAUGGCAAUGCGUUGAUACUGUUGAAGAGUGAUGUGAUCAUGAAGUAUAUGGGUCUGAAGCUGGGCCCGGCUCUCAAGCUGUGUUACCACAUUGAUAAACUGCAACAGAGCAAGCACUGAACUUGGUGUGGGGGGGGGGGGGUAAACUCCAUCUCUCCCCCCCUCGUUCUUGUGUCCUCUCCCCCCUCCCU
Messenger RNA from Amblyraja radiata (thorny skate), 1568 nucleotides. RefSeq names its product Scm polycomb group protein like 4 (gene scml4). Gene Ontology annotation, cellular component: nucleus. NCBI's taxonomy places the organism in Eukaryota, Metazoa, Chordata, Chondrichthyes, Rajiformes, Rajidae. Bases 1 to 1497 code for a protein of 498 amino acids. Gene Ontology annotation, biological process: negative regulation of DNA-templated transcription. The record is from RefSeq and is a predicted model, not a curated record. The transcript is spliced from 8 exons. Gene Ontology annotation, molecular function: histone binding; chromatin binding.